UAUAUAUGCGUAUAUCGUGCGCGGCGAGCGGCAGCAAGCGCGCUAUGUUGUUUUGCGUACGCGAGCGUAGCGUGCGUGCGUAACAAACGUUCGUUGCAUCCAAAUCCAAGAAAAAAAAAACGCGUGCAAAUUCAAAAACCCGUGAUUGUGCUCAGUGCGUGGGUGAGUAGUUUGUGUGGCUGGGGAGAAAAGGUACGAAAGGGUCCACACCACUGAGACACCGAGACUACAAAUCGCGAACGGCGCGAGAAUUUCGGGGCUGUGAGAUGCCCGCCGAGUUCAGAGUGCAUUUUUAACCUAACGUUAUCAGCGCAGCGUAGAUAGUGGUGCGCGGCCACACGAAUUGGAUGAGCAAUGUGAACGUGCGUGUGCGGUGCAGUGCCUGGUGAUUUUUAUUUGUUGGUAAUAUUCCUGUGGUUGUGGUGGUGAAGAAUUUGGCGAGGGAGAGCAGGAGUAUAAUAACCAUGGCGUGCAAGGCGCGCGAAGAGAUUGUCGGCAAGAGGUUUCUCUCGGUCGCCAGUGGAUUCAGCAAGCUGAAGCUGGGCAAGAUCGCCGAAUGGGGCUGGCGGGCAGGUGUGAUACGUGCCGCCACGCACAAAGAUAAUUUCCACAAGGAGCUGCAGGUGCUCGUCGAGUACGAUGAUGUGGAGUGGCAUCGACGCGAAUGGAUCAGCGUUUACAAAGAUGGCCUCUUUCACAUGUUCGUCGUCGAGCAGGGCCUCUGCUGGGCGGAACGCACCGAUCCCUUUACGCAUUCAAAGGCCCCUAUUAUUUGGCCUGCACUCACAUUUUCAUCAUUGGUCUCCACCAUAGAUCUCAACGGAAGUAAUCAGCCGGUGGAGUUUCUACUCGACAGAGAAUUGUCAUUCGCUGAUUAUAAACAUCUCAAACCUUACCAGGAUUGGGAUUCAAAAAUACCUGGCGCAAGAGAUUACCCGGAACUGCGACAGGCUGUCAAACGAUGGGCAGAACAACAGGAUGGACAACGCAUCCUGCUGGCGACGCCUAGUGUUUUGGUGGGUUAUCGCGUCGAGGUGUAUCGCGCCGAGGGCACCACGCAAUGGUACACCGCCGUUAUCGUCGGCUACAACGAAGCUACAAGGGACCUGACCGUCACGGAUGAUACCGUGCUGGAAGAACACAACGAAGACCCGACACUGGUGCAGAUGCGCCUCAUCGGUGACGGAGUUGUGGAAUCAAUAAUGCGCGGUGAAAACGUCGGAAUUACACCACGCCGUUCACGUUCGACAGUUCUGCAAGCCCAGCAACAGCACCACCAGCAAACGGGUCGAAUAGUGAGAGGAUUGUCCGGGGUGCACGGUGUGCAGCACACGGGAGCGGCGUCUACGGUGAGCCAGAACACGCGUAAGCAGCGGGCGUUGAAGCCGACGUCGGCGGCGGCGGCAGCAGCGUCAUCGAUCGCCGCCGCCGCGCAACAACACCACCACCACGCGCACCACCAGCAGCAGGCGCAGCAACCGCACCAUCACGACCGGCAGCAGCACAAUCACCAUCACCAGCCGCCGCACGAAUCGAUACGUCGGCAGCGUAGCUGCACGCCGGAACCGCCCGAUCCGAAAGGUGUAGGUGUAAGAGGAAGAAAACGGAAGUCAAGUGAAAACGAGGCUUCCACACCAGGACGACUGAGAAAUACAUCAUAUAAUAAGGAAGACUUGGAAAAUAAGCAGGCUAGGAAUAAAAAGAACGGCGUUCACAAUCGUGGCUCCAAGAAGAAGAUCUUGGAGGAAGCAAACAACAGUAAGUUGCGAGAGGUGCAACGCGAUCGAGUUGAGACCUGCCUGCAGAACGCUAGCGACGACCCGGCGCUCUCGGCUGUCUGCAGGCGAUCAUUCGAGGAGAGCGUCCCCGCCGAGGAGGCUGCUAGCAAUAACAAUAAUAACAACAACGAGGAGGAGGUGGUAGAUAAGGACAGUAAAGGUAGAUCGCGCCAGGAUUCCGGCUCGUCUUCUCUGGAUGCGAACUGUGCGACACCUACAGAGUCCACUGACGACACGCAAUACAGCCGUCGUCGUAGGUCCAUCUUCGUCGUCAUCUGCCUCUGCGGAGGAGUCGCUCGAGAAGGAGCUGGUGAAAAAGGUCAGUCACAGUCUGACCAGUUGGUUAACGAUAGUGCGUUGGAGGAUGACACGAGUAACGGCAGUAGCGUGCAAUUAGUGCCCGCUGGCGAUGAAGUCGUCGCCCUCGGCCCUGUGCAAGAGCCACCCGCAGCCGAGGUCGUGAGCGAGGAAGACGAUUGCGUGAUAGUGGCGCAGCGCACGCCACCGCCCGGCCACCACAGCCGACACCAUCAACAUCAUCGCGCCCUGCUUCAUCGGCGCUCACCUAUCGGCCUGCAGCAUUUGCCACAUCACCACCAUACCGUGGAGCGCGAGUGCUCGCACCGCGGCGACGAUGACGGGCCGCUGUCUGCGUCCUCGCCGUUCAGCAGCAGGAUGGAACUCACCGAAUCCGUCGGCCAUGCAGCGCUGCUCCGCUUUCCGGACGACCGGUCUGAUUCGGGCGUGAGCUCGCUGAGGUCCGGCAGCGGCGAUGAGCGGUCGGGCUCGCGCUCUAGCGCCCUAAGCUCGUCCGACGACCCACCGCCUCCAGCGCCCACCAGCGUUGCCCCUUCAGCCACUCGGUCGCCGCUCUUCUUGACAGCGAGCGCGUCCGGCGCUCAAGUAGCGCCCGCCGCCGCCAGCGGCAGCUCCGAGUCGGUGCGCGUGUGGCGCGACCCUAGCCUGUUGCUGGAGUCCGAGCCGCACGUCCGCCAUAUUCACAGUGUGCAGCACCAGUCGCUGCUCAUGUCGCACCCGUCCGCGCCGGCCGCCUCGGGCCCGCCUCCCACGUCCGCAGCAGCAGCAGCCGCCGCCGCAGCCGCCGGCCAUCACGCCGCUCUAUACGCGCCCAGCCUCAUGGCGACCCACCACGUGCAUCCACAUGCGCUCGCGCCGCCUGGCGCUUUAUACCCACACAUCCCCGAUCCGCUUAUUUGGACCAAGGUACAGCAGCGCUACCCCAUGCCUAUCUCUGCGCACUUGUUACCCCCGCAGGCGCAGCAUGCUGAGGAGAUGCUGGAGCGAGACCGCGUAUACGCGCAGGAUCGCGACCGCCACGAGCGGUUACUGCGCGAGAGACAGAAUCAAGAAACGCGCGAAUUAGAAAAGCGGGAGAAACAGCAUGAACGAUUAGUGGAACGUGAGAGGGAGCACCGUGAUCGUGAAAAACUUGAACGCGACAUCAACAAACAUUUCGAGGAGUCGCUGAAACGCGCCCUACCGCAGAAAGCAUCCGGGUGGAAUUUCAACAGCAUGCCACCACCUGCUCGCGGAAAUGAAGAAGAGAGAAAGCGCGCUGAGCAGGAGCAUCAUCAAAGGGAGCAACAGCUGAGGCAGUUGUCAAAUGCUUCCGCUCAGGCUGCGGCGAGAGCCGAGGUCAGGGAGAGGGAAAGAGUUUACUACCAACCUUCGUCACAACGACCUCCCAAUCAUCCCAAUAAAACGGAUUACCCACCGCCUGCGCAUAGCCGCGGUGUGCCCACUAGUAAAGCAGAGAAGAUGUCUUCUGUGCAUCCGGCGCAUCCCAAGGGCGAAGUGAACAUGUUCGGCUACCCAGCCUAUCACCCGCAUAUCUUCUCGCACGAGCCCAAGGGUAAGGCGCCCGCCGAUCACCACAAGUUGCAGAGCAGUGGCCUGAUAGUGACUAAAAGUGGCAGUGAGCGCGAUCGCGAACGAGACAUGUUGCCUAACCCGCCGCCGCUCAUGAGUGAACUCAAAAAUUCUGUGAUUGUGAAGCACGACGCGAAAAACCAACACCACAUGGAGUCGUCGCGCGUAUCGAUAGCGCACAGCCCUAGUCCAAAGCAGCGCGGCGACCACAUGGGUCACUACCUGACGUCGCCUCAGGGCGCGCACAAGGGCGCGAUGUAUGAGUACCGGAGCCCCACGCAAUCUCCGCAUCAUUUGCCGCACGCUCCGAGUCCCCAUCACCUGCAACCGGAAAAUCUCGGCAAACCACCUUCGCAUCAUCGAUCACCGGGCGGGCAGCUUCCCAGUCCGCACCAUCAGAGGCAGUCGCCGCACCAGCACCCUCAUGCUCAACCGCACGCUUCGCCCGAGAUGCGCUACCGCGGAGGCGACCACCCUACCAUGAUCUACGCGGCCAAUGCCAAAACUAGCUUACCAUCGAGUUAUCCCUACAUGGUGCCCACGACGUCGGUGAAUGCUAAGCCGAAAGUCAGCAGUCCGGCGCCGCACCACAUGUACGGUAAACCCAGCAUUAAUCCAUCGAUGCCGACGUCCCGACCUCAUGAUAUACCUGCUGGUGGUAAUCCGCUCCCGCUCACGUCGAAAUCGCAUCUUUCGGCGACCAUAUCUCCAUCGCCCUAUCAACAGGUGUCGCAGUACCAUCCGCCACAUCCGGGUGCGUCACCUACGGGUGGGCAACAAUUACCCCCACCCGCGCACAGCAGUAGUGCCCAUUCGCGCGAACGUGUAAAUCAUGCCACUUUCGACCGGAUGUUUACCGGCGGCGCGGUUCCUGGUGGUCUGUCGGUCAAGCCUAGUAUGCAACAUGGUACGUCACCACCUACGGCGACUUCGGCGCCAUCCCCUGUUGCGCGUAUGCAUUCGCAGUACAUGCAGGGUGUCACUCACCCAUCGCAGAAUAUUCCUUCGGGUCAUUCCGUGCAGACGCAACCCCUAGAUCUUGGUGUAUCCUCCAACAAGUAUGAUAGCUCGUCGUCGCCCAAACGGAAAGCUACAAGUGUUGGUAAUAAUGUGCCGGUGUGUUUGGAAGUGAAAAAACGGCGGGUAGAGUCAACAACGCCAACCCCUCCACAUCAACAACACUUACCACCGCACUCGCAGUCGCCAUCUCAUAGUCAAAUAUCACACUCGCAUCAUUUAGCGCCCCACCAGCCAGCGCACCAAAUUCCUCAUCAGAAUCUCCCACUAUAUGUCGGGCAACAACAGCCACAGGCUACCCCACAGUUGUCACGUGUGAGCGAACCCAGUCCGCUCGUUGCUAGCGUAGCGACAACAAUAACGACUGUGGUGAAUACGGCUGCUUAUCGAGGGUCCUCUAUACCUACGUCACAAAGCCAUGCUGUUCUCACCGAGGCUCUACCUGAUGUGAGCGUAACUCCCCUAACGUUAACGAAUGUGAGCGUUGUAACUAGUAAUAACACAAAUAACGACCGCCCGCCUAGCCUCGAAAGUUCUUCGUCGGUUGUUUCGAACGCCAGCAACGCGGUGUCUACGUCUAGUGCAAUAAAUAUACCAACUACAGCGACUACGACCACGAGUGUUGUGACAACAGUGGUGGAGCCUAAUACGCCGGUAAAAUCAACAACACCAUCGAACGCCGAUUCUGAAAAGUCGAACAGUCCGGUCCCCACGGCUAAGUCGUCGGGCACGUACCCUGUGAGGCAUUUGAAGAAGGCCUGGCUGCAGCGGCACACUGGUGAAGACGUAGAGGAUACUACCGGUAUGGUUGGCAGUGGUAGUUGUGUUUCCUUACCGCUUAAUCUGAACAACACACCAGCAAAAGAAACGGCACCAGUUACGUCACUGCAUAACAUUGGCAGUAUGGCGGUUAACAGCAUCAACAAGCCUAAGUCAUUUCAGGCCAAAGCGAACAAUCGCAAGACGCACAAAGAAUCUACCACGGCGCUAAAUGGACAUCCGCUCGAUACUGGUAAAAACGAUGAUUCGUCUAGUUCAGACCAAGAGCGAGGUCGCAAGUCACCACCGAAACGCAAACCUCCUAAGGUGAAGCGCAAAGGUGGUGGGGCCCCUAAGAAAGGCAGCGAAGAGAAGAAACAGCGCAAGGUGAGUGGCGGCAGCAACCAGCUGGCGAGCGAGAGCGGAAGUGAUAGCGACAAGGAAUCACUCAGCGAUAAGGAUUCUGAUUCAGGCGCUAGCACCACCGUCUCCACCGGCAAGAAGACCGCUGGCGGCGGCACCACAACUACGGGCAGCGCUGGCGCAGGCGCCGCCAAAGACAAAGAGCCGAGAAAGCGGGGUCGCCGUCCGAAGACAAAAAACGAUAAAGGCGAGGAGCCGCGUGCUAAGAAGUCCAAGGACGACUUGGCGCCCCAGCGCGACCCCUUUCGCAAACCCCCAGUGGGGCAGUUAAGAAAGACAGGUGAGAGUUUUUUACAAGACGGCCCGUGCUUUGAGGUGGCGCCCAAGUUGGCCAAGUGUAGAGAGUGCAGAUGGACGCCCAACCAAAGAUCGAAGAACAUGCCUAACAUCUUUUGCAGAUUCUACGCGUUCAGAAAGCUAAGGUACACUAAGAACGGACAGCUUGCAAUUGCUGGUUUUUCCGAUCCGCACAAAGAUGCCACUGAGGAAGAUUUAAAACUGUGGCUUCCAUCACCAGACACUCCACCAUCCGACCUAGACUUAGACACGUCCAGAUUUCUCCUGAAGCAAGUUGGCGAUCACUUUUGCAAUCUUCUGCUCCAGGAAAAAGACGCGCAGUUCGAACACAUGUCGGAUGAUAAGACCAUAGCGUGGAAGAGAGUCGUCCAAGGCGUGCGUGAAAUGUGCGACGUAUGCGAAACGACGCUUUUCAACUUCCAUUGGGCGUGCGGAAAAUGCGGCUUUGUUGUCUGCUUGGAUUGCUACAAGGGUCGAAAGGCUGGUACGGUGAAAAUCUGGGGAGAACCAGGUAAAGAUCGCGACGAUUUCUCCUGGCUGCUCUGCACCAACCGACAGGCACACGAGCACGAGAAACUGAUGCUCACACAAAUCAUUGCGGGCGAUUGUCUGCUGAAGCUGGGCCGUCUAGUGCACGAAAUGCGUGAACUGUGGAAUGUUGAGCAGUAUUGCGGGUGUCCGAUUAGUAAGGAAACUGGGCAGAAGUCCAAUGGUCAACGCAAGGAUCUUAUAAAGAGCAUCUUAUCGGCAGAGCUGAAUGGUGUCGUUGUAAAGAAGGAGGCUGAAGAGGAGAAAGACAUCAAACCAGUUGUCAAUGGUGGAAGUAUAAAGGAUGAGAAAAGUGGAUUAAACUGGUUUGCGGACGUGGCUUUGGCGAACAACGAUGAGAAGAAGAGCGAUGAUAGCAGUGACGACGACAGUAGUUUUUCCACACUCAGAGAGUUGUUGAUUAGACCAUCGCAUAAACCAAAUGGCAGCCGAGCGGGAAGUCCUGUACCAAAUGCCGCGCCGAAGAAGAAAAGUACUGUUAGAUUGGACACACUGGACGAGGUGAUUUCCAGCGUUAUUGAAGACAGCGUGCCGAAACUUGAGAAUACAGGCGAUCAUAAGGAAUUAAAACAUUUCGUUCCUCGGGAAAACGCCCUGGCAAAAACGCGGGGUAUGUUGCCGAUUCGCAUCAUGACGCUCACAGAGAGCAAACUUUUGUAUCCCGAGGUUCCGCAUUCUUGGCUGUGUGAUGGAAAGUUGCUCAGAUUAAGCGAUACUACCCACUCUGGCAACUUCAAAAUCUUCCAGGAUCAAUGGAAACGUGGCCAACCUGUUUUGGUAAGCGAUGUUAGCAAGCACCUCUCGAAAGAUCUGUGGACUCCCGACGCCUUUUCGAGGGAUUUCGGUGACGAGAAGAACGACCUUGUCAACUGCAUGAAUGGUUCCACUCUUGUCAAUCAACCGAUGAGAAAGUUCUGGGAAGGUUUUGAACAUUUCACCAAGCGGUUGAAGGACGACAAGGGCAACCCCAUGCUGCUCAAGUUGAAGGAUUGGCCACCCGGUGAGGACUUCGCCGAGUUGUUACCUUCGCGCUUCAACGAUCUUAUGCGCGUGCUGCCGUUAUCGGAAUACACUCAUCGUAACGGCAAACUCAACCUAGCUAGUCGUCUGCCCGAGUGCUUCGUCCGACCUGACCUGGGGCCAAAGAUGUACAUCGCCUAUGGCUCUGCACUCCACCCGUCCAAAGGCACUACCAAUCUUCAUCUGGAUAUUUCUGAUGCUGUGAACGUGAUGGUUCACGUCGGUAUACCGAAGGACAGCGACACCGAUGAGCACAUCAAGGAGGCGUUCCGCGCCAUCGACGAGGCCGGCUGCGACAUUCUUACCAGACGCCGCGUUCGCGACAAAGGAGAACUUCCGGGUGCUCUCUGGCAUAUUUACAACGCGCGCGACGCGGAUAAAAUACGUGACCUGCUCAAUAAGGUGGUCGUCGAGAAAGGCGGUUUGUUGAAACCUAAUCAUGAUCCCAUCCACGACCAGAGUUGUUAUCUGGACGGUCCGCUGCGGGAACGCCUCUAUAAGGAAUACGGUGUUGAGGGGUACGCCAUCGUGCAGUGCCUGGGCGAUGCAGUGUUUAUUCCCGCCGGCGCUCCUCAUCAGGUGCGCAACCUGCACAAUUGCAUCAAGGUGGCCGAAGAUUUCGUCUCGCCAGAGAAUGUCUCACACUGCUUCCACCUCACCCAGGAGUUCCGUGAUCUUUCCGAUACGCACUCGAACCAUGAGGACAAACUGCAGAUCAAGAACAUCAUCUUUCAUGCCAUCAAGGACUCGCUGUCCGGUCUCACGUCGAUCGUUAACAAGCACGUCAAGAGCGAGAAGGACGCUUCGCCGGAACGCAACGGUAACAACGGCACCGGCGACGCGCCGCACAACGCGACAACGGACUCCAACGUGGAGCCGGCUUAAACUUGUGAUAAUAGUAGAACGCUUACGGAUAGUUAGAAAUGACUACUAGUACUGCAAGAACGUUUAACGACUGUUGAGUACUAAAGUGAUAAGUGGCGAAGAAACGAUUGUCGAAAAGUGUAAUAUUUUAAGGGGGACAAUUUAAAAUUAAUGUGUGUACGCACGAGAUGAUGUUUUUGUUUUCGUUUUGUUUUUUAUUACAAUGAUAAUAUUCGGUGUGUACAUAUUUUGUACAUUUAUUAUUGACUUGAAUGAAAUGCUGAAUAUGCACGGUUUAUCUUCCUGUUAGUAGUGACUCGUGAUUCGAUACCGAUCACCAGUUGUAAUUAGUCUACUCUCUAAACAAAAAUGAAAAAAUGAUAAGAAACUCGAAAAUACGAUAAAAGAAAAUACUGUUGUUGAAACUACGAGUACUUCUAUGUGGGAUGCUCUUCGUCGAUUUGCGCGAAGGCCUGCGAGUUAUUCAUAACUAUAUCAAUGUUGUUUCUCAUAAAGAAAAAAUAACAUAUAAAUAAGCAGCGGUAGGGCAGCUACGUUUUGCAAAACAUUUUUUCGAAAAGAAAAGAUUAUCUAAUUAAUUAAUUCUUAAAAAGACGGAAAGUGUCGAUUUUGAAAAAAUCGCUGAACUGAAAAUAUUCAAAAUUAUAUUUAAUUUUUGUUUUGUUACAUACUACGCUUAGGAGUUAAUAUUCUUUUUGUAAAGAGAAAAAGAACGACAAAUUUUUGUUACUAUUAUACUUGGUAGUUGACAUGCGAUUGAUUGCAAGACGUGUACAACUAAGACACACAGAAACACGUUUAAUUAAGCAAAGAUGGAUGGAAUUAAAGAGAUAAGAAGUAAACGCGUUGCUUUUAUUUUCUCACCUUGAUUUGAAUUCGUUUUCACUGUUUGCAAGGUAGCUGGUCUACUGGUAAUAUCCACAUACAUGAUGGUUAUUUUUGUCACUUUGUAUAACUGUGCCUGUUACGAUGUAAUGAAACAAAUACGACAAAUGUUAAAUUGCAAUUCAGUAUUUACACUAUUUGUUGGGUGGGUUACUCUAUGGAAAAAAAACUAACUUUAAAUCUAACUGAUAACACACGAAAAAGAAAAACUGAAAAAGUGCUAUUUCGUAUAAAAAAGUGCCAAUUAAGAUUAUUUUUAGUGAUCGCUCGAUCUUUUGAUGAUCUCGACUAAUUAUAUUAUUACUAACAACGAUUUUAUGAAACUUUAAAUUUACACUUGAUACAAAAUCAUGCUAGGAGACUUCGAUGAGAGCGUUUAGGUUUAUCACCAAUAUUAUACAUACGCAGCACAUAAGUUUAUUAGUUUUUUAACGGCUCGCGUGACGGCGACGAUAAUUGUUUAUUUUAAGUAGGAGAAGGAACUUACUCUUCGUUUUUAAAGUGAUGACUGUACAGUAGACAUAGGAUUUUUUGUACAGAACUAUCUUAAAGUACCUUCAAUGUUUGUUUCCCUUAUUGUUCUUUCUUUGGUCCAAAAGAUGUAUAAAUAAUAAAUGAAGCAAGGAACAAAUACAUGAAAUAUAAAUACA
Molecule: messenger RNA, 10153 nt
Organism: Dalotia coriaria
Lineage: Eukaryota; Metazoa; Arthropoda; Insecta; Coleoptera; Staphylinidae
Gene: Kdm3
Product: Lysine demethylase 3
Biological process (GO): regulation of transcription by RNA polymerase II
Cellular component (GO): histone deacetylase complex; chromatin
Molecular function (GO): histone H3K9 demethylase activity; chromatin DNA binding; transcription coregulator activity
Source: RefSeq, a predicted model, not a curated record